CGUCGCAAUCUCCAACGGCCUGAACAGAUCACCAGCUUUUCGUAUGAUGAGGAGAGGAGGCUGUUCCAUGAUGACAGGAGCCUGAAGUACUUUCAUGCGCCGCCGAUGAAGGUCGAUCUGGGGAGGGGAAUGGAGAACCUGAGGGAGAGGGAUCCUACGAGGAACGAACACCUUGAUUCUCUCCUCUACUCCCUCAUGCACCUCGCCGCAAGCACUCCCGACGGAUCCUCUGACUUUCCUCGCCGGCGAGCCGACGUCAUCACCUGGCGCGGCAUGGCUACCAAGCUCUUCUCUGCGCUGUACGAGGAGCAGAAUACCUUUUCGAUGAACGUGAUGCUCGUAAACGACACGCUCUACAUCGAGGAGUGGGUCUCCCUCGAAGCUAAGGCGGCAAAGGAGAAGCAGAUGCAGGACGAGCGACAGAGACGCAUGGGCUACUACGGGUAUGCUUUUGAGAGCUGGUGUACCCACUCGCGAGACGUCUCGCGCGGGGAGCGCAUCGAUUUUGACUAUGCGCACGACGACCCAUGGGACGGAGAUGUCAAUACGAACGUACAGUGGUGCUCGGUGGUCAAGACGAAGUUGGGCGAGCUGCGUCUCAUCCUCGGGGGAGAGGUGGACUGCGUCGACCCUCGCCCUCCCGCUCCAGACACGACAUCAACAGCAGGAGCACCUCCCCCGGCCCUCGUGGAGCUCAAGACCACCGCCGUCCUCCGCCGCCCUCAAGACGAGGUUCACUUCGAAAAGAAGAUGCUCCGCUUCUUCCUGCAGUCCUACCUGCUCGGCGUGGACCGCGUCUUGGUCGGCUUCCGCGACCAGCGUGGCUUCCUCCAGGCCACGCAUGAGUUCAAGACGGUGGAGAUGCCCGGACUGCUCAAGGGCAAACCACACGCGUGGGAUAGGGGUGGGUGCUGUAAUCUCGCGUGGGCAAUUCUGAACUUUGUUAGAGAGAGGGUCAGA
Messenger RNA from Microstroma glucosiphilum, 960 nucleotides. Its product is annotated as RAI1-domain-containing protein. Gene Ontology annotation, cellular component: nucleus; cytosol. Gene Ontology annotation, biological process: nuclear-transcribed mRNA catabolic process; NAD-cap decapping. The transcript is spliced from 2 exons. Lineage: Eukaryota; Fungi; Basidiomycota; Exobasidiomycetes; Microstromatales; Microstromataceae. The record is from RefSeq and is a predicted model, not a curated record. Gene Ontology annotation, molecular function: mRNA 5'-diphosphatase activity. The annotation marks the transcript as partial.